Haliotis rufescens (red abalone) is the source of this 2280-nucleotide messenger RNA. RefSeq lists its product as uncharacterized. The record is from RefSeq and is a predicted model, not a curated record. Gene Ontology annotation, cellular component: nucleus. The transcript has 4 exons. Bases 142 to 840 code for a protein of 232 amino acids. Gene Ontology annotation, molecular function: RNA binding. Gene Ontology annotation, biological process: regulation of double-strand break repair; protein polyubiquitination. NCBI's taxonomy places the organism in Eukaryota, Metazoa, Mollusca, Gastropoda, Lepetellida, Haliotidae.
UCCGGCUGCGAGGUGCCGGAAAUUAUUUUAAUUUGACAACAAGAAGGUGUUUGACAGAUAGAUGGUGCAAAUGUUGCUCCUUUUCAGGGAUGUUGAUGUCAUAUAUGGUCGGAAUUGACUUUCUGUGCAUACAUCUACCCCAUGUCAAAAGCAACCAUGCCAUCGAAGCAUGACAUUCUUUCUGAACAUCUCUAUACGAAAGUUGAAGAGCUAAAACCAAAAUAUUCCACUGCACAAAUUACCGGGAUGCUGUUGGAUGGGAACGACGAGAACGUGAUGAGAAUGUUGGAAGAUCCUUCAUAUCUGAAGAAUUAUGUGACAAAAGCAGUGCAGAUAUUGGAAAAUCAAAAUUUUACAUCUAACAGUUAUAGUGCAUCGCGAGACGUGAGGAAGCCAGCAGCGGAGUCCUGCCCAGAACUCUGUGAUGCCCUGUAUGAUAAAAUAGCUGUUCUUGAACCAUCAAUGCCAUCACAGUUAACAGGCAUGCUGGCCGAGCUGGACACUGACACUGUGUCACAGCUUCUAGUAUCGCCCGAGAUGUUGAAACUAGCCGUGUCCCGAGCCAAGGAGUCCUACCUCAAGUGUAACCAUGUCUCACCGGAUGGCAGUGUUCCACACACAGAGCCAAACAACAACCAAACGACAGACAGUGAUCUCGGACAGAAAGUUUAUGACAAAGUUCAGGAAGUUUUCCCUGAUCAUGCUUCUCAUAUCACAGGGAUGCUGUUGGAGAUGGGGACGUCACGGUUGCAGCAUCUUCUCUCCGACGACCCCGCCCGACUGACUGUGUACAUGCAACAGGCCUACCACACACUACAGCAGUACCACGCCCAGUGCUGAGGAUCUCCAGCCACAGAUUGCCUCUGCAUGUCUUAUUUAUCAUACCCCGCUUCCACAUCGUUGCCAUGGUUUCUCGUGUCAAACAAUAUGAAAAAUAUCUGUUGAUGCUAAGUUGAUGGUACACAUGCUUUGCAAAUCCUUUAAUUGACCGAAAUAUGCACGGUACUUUAUAAACCAGAUGUUGAUUUCAUUACGCAAUUUUGAUUGGACUACGCAGGCUUGUUACUCGAGCCAAAAUAUAACUUCAUAAUACCAGCCUAGUUCGGCAAGGGUGGAAAGUGGACUGUUACAGUCAGUUAACUCCCUUGUCUCAGGAAGAUGGACACAAUCUGAGUGGAGGAAGUACCCUUUGAACACUACAGGGGUUUCAAGGAACCCGUUUUUGAACAUAUUUUGCAUUUCAGUUACUUCACAUUACAAUGUAGGGAAAUGUUAGCAUGGUUAGUCUGUUGUCUGUGGUCCCAGUACAAAGCUGUGUCUUGUCAGAUGACCUCAAAAUGAUUGACGUGGCUCUUGUACUACACAACUGGAGGGGGCACGGGUGGCCCAGUCGUCUAAGGCGCCGUAAAACACCAGAAACCUAUGAUUGUGGAUUCGAAUCCUGAUUUGCCUCAAUUAUGUUUCCAGGUUUGUCAUCCCCAUACCCGUGCUCGUGGGUUUCACCAAAGUGGUAAACAUCUGAGACCUGCAUCACUUCAGGCUUUCCUCCCACAUUAAGCUGACAUGCCGCAAUAUAACUUGAAUACUGUUAAAAGCGGCGUUAAAACCUCAACUCACUCAACUGGAAACUAACCAAGUUUUGACUAACAUAAGGACUGCCAUCACAGGUGGUUACAUAUCUCUCAAUUAUUAACAGGGCACAUGUGUAUCCAGUCCCUUAAACGUUGCAAUUCUCUUGGCUGAGUUGAAUCCUUAAUAGUUGAAGCCUGUUAUGGUGAGUUCGAAUCCCAGUUCACACGGAUUAUGUUUCUUGGUUUGUCAGCACCAUAUUCAUGUUUUUAGGUUUCACCGAAGUGGUAAACGUCUAUGACCUCCAUCACUUGGGGCUUUCCUCUCACAAGUCGUGAGAUGAUGACAUACUGUUCAAAGCGAUGUUAAGCCAAGAUCACUCACAAACUCAGUAUUACCUUUUCAAUUAGUUUUUUAACUCAUGAAGAUUUUUACAACUUGAAUAUGAAAACAAAUAUUUCCUUUGCCAUCAUCAAUGAGCUUCCAUCAAAACCAAAGGUCAUUCAUCAUCACAUGUAUCAAUAAGGUACCGUAUUCGACAUAAUAAGCAUCCAGGGCGCUCUCAAAAUUAGAAAUAGGGGGCUUUGUUAGAAUAUAUAUUGGUGAGAAAACAAAACAGAGUUGAAAGAUCAGAAAUUUCGUGGUUUAUGCUGACAGUCUGAAAUGUUUAUAUAUGACAGAUAUAUUUUUCCAGAAUUUAAUUGCCCAUAA